This is a messenger RNA of Coccinella septempunctata (seven-spotted ladybird), 5387 nucleotides long. RefSeq lists its product as uncharacterized. The coding region runs from base 589 to 5343 and encodes 1584 amino acids. The transcript has 2 exons. NCBI's taxonomy places the organism in Eukaryota, Metazoa, Arthropoda, Insecta, Coleoptera, Coccinellidae. The record is from RefSeq and is a predicted model, not a curated record.
UUUUGGACUUAUACCGAACAGACAAGAUACAGAGUUGAUAUAAACGUAGUAAUAACAAGUAACGGUGACAGCAGCGGAGAUAAGUGGCCUCUGGUGAGAAACAGAAUCGCAGUCUCACUUUCACCCACUGCUAAGCUGCCGUUUGUAGCUGAAUUUAACGUUGUAAAUUCAGCGUUAAACCACCAUCAAUACGUCAAGUAGAGCGAGUACCUACUUAAGCUCAAACAGCAGUACUCACUUCUCAUUUGACUGCCGAAGAAGUAAGAGUCAACAGACAAGUUAGUCCACUGCCCGUUAACGUACCGUAAAAUUAUGUGAAUUGUGAAAGUGACAGUUUUCCUCUGCAUCAUACCCUUUGGAUUAAUCGAAGAGUUUUUUUGCGAGAUCCGCCUGGCUGAUUAUCUAACUUGUGGAUUUGGGAUCGACCACUGGAAUUGCUAUUUUGUGGAGGAAGCCUCAACCAUUCCGAAAUGACCAGAAUGUUCCUGUGCCACUCUAGCGGAUUGACAUGAUGUAAAAAUCUCCAAAAUGAUAAGAAACAUCGUGCGUGAAAUUGUAUGAAAUAAGGAUAGUAAAACUUUCCCCAAUAUGAAGAUAAAUCUUUUAGUGCCCACUUUAAUUGUUACUAUCGGCGCCAUCACAGUUCCCACAGUAUGGCCAGAGAACCAAGAACUGAAACAUUUGAAACCCAUGGUAUACGGAAAUUACCAUAGAAAAAUAAUCAAUAAUAGAGAAGAUUUUAGUGUUUAUCCUCAGCGAAUAAGACUGCCUCAACAAUUCCAUUAUCAUAGGAGACCUCAGAAAAUAUCGAAGUUACCACCUGGUGUGCAACAUUUUCAAACGAAACGUAAGAAAUUCUACAAAAAACAUAAACCUAGAGAAAGUGUUUGGACUCCAAUAGUGCCUUACACUCUUAGUACAAAACAGGAAUAUGCACCUGAUAAAUCGACCAGUUUUAGCCAAAAUCCAAGAACUCACUACAAACCUGCGUCCAGUGAAUAUGUAACAAGUAGAAGCUCUCCUCUAUAUAAGAACUAUAGGGAUGAUAGGACCUACGAACCGGAAGAAACGAAUAAUGAUAGGCUAACAGAUUCUUCACCUGACAUCGAUAGACCCCAAAUAAAAGAGAGCGAUCAUGAGCAUCCCUCAGAUAUUCCAACAGUACCAGUUUAUCCUGGCGAGGGGCAAUGGGCCAAGCCAGGCAAGAAACACAAACCCUAUGUCAGUAAACAAACGUACUCUAAAUUAAAAGAAGAUUCAAAUGAGGAACCUGAGGGUUAUGAAGUUUUCUUGAAGGGUAAAAAACUGUACGAAAGCAAACAAGCAAAAUUCGAUGAAUCCCAAAGCAAAGAACAUCCAGAUUUCGGAAAUAGUGAAGAACACAGUGAAAAACAAAAGGACGAAUCAGAAACGGAGGAGGAAGAAGACUUCGUUCCUUCUACGAUGUACGUUCAAGUGAGAAGAAGUGAAAACGAGGAGCAUUUACCAAGUGAUUCAGAAAGCUCUGAGGGUGGAAGACUGAAGGAAGUCAUCAAGGAUUCCAAAAUACACACUGUGUACACUGAAGAAGGAUAUGAAGAUAGCGCGUAUGACCAUGCCGGUCACGAGAAGGAAGCAGAAGAUUCAGAAGGUUAUAAGGAGUAUAAAAAAGAAGAGAAAAAACUGGAGAACCCAGACGUUCAUGACCAAAACGGAGAUUCUAGUACAACGAUCUAUAAGAGAGCCAAAACGAACACACCGAAGAAGAAAGAAGUCACACCAAAGAUGAAGAAUAAAUUAUAUAAAACAUCGUCUACAAAAACCAUGAAACUAAAAGAAAAACCUGAUGGAACUCAAAUGGAAUUAACGAAUGAGAUUAAAACGAUAACCAAUCCUGAUGAUGAAAAGACUGAUAAAUUCGUACAAACCAUACCCACAGUUGCGAAACACCAGAAGAAACAUAAUCGGUCAGGAGAAUUGUCUAAUGAAGAAUCUACAAACGCCCCAAAAAGAAGAAGGAAAAGAUUCACUAACGAUAUCCCAAAAAUCAAUGUGAAAACCGAUUUCAUCAACGGUGUACUUGAAGGCGACCAUCAAAAUUUCAAUGUGCAAGAAGAAGAUAAUAAAUAUCCUUACUACAACUCGAAAUAUCUCAAUCCAAAUUCACCAUUGAGAUACUCUGAAAAUUUGAAAAAUAUUCCUGAAAAGACUGAUGGUCGUAUGGCUUUCUACGAGCAAGCUAAUAGAAUUCAGUGUCCAGAGGUCGACGAGGAUAUAGAAGCUAUUUCUGAAAGAGUCCAAGGAGUGGAAAAAUCAGUGAACAGUGGGGAGAAAUUGGAAGACAGUGAAGAGGCUGGAAAAUCCCCCAGACUGGGUAAACUGGGACAGAGAAUCGAUUGCUUCAAAAGGAAAUAUUUUGGCGAGAAUCCUCUCGAUAGUCCAUUUUUCAAAGAGAAAGAUAUAGAAACGGUGCCUCCGGUGUUCAAGGUUCUCCAGGAGAGGAGUGCGGGAUUCCAAGCUCAUCAUGUAAAGACCAAAGAACCCACAAAUAAUAAUUACAAAAAGAAGUAUCACAGUAAAUUCUCCAUAAGGACUCAGCCCUCUAGUAGCAUGGAGAAGCAGAACUACAUGGGGGAACUUGAUUCUGAUGAAAUUGUCAAUGAUGUGAGGAUUCACGAGGGAUUUCACAGAGUGAAACCGUCAACUAAGUCAACACAAUCUGUGAAUGAUGAACUGGGGAGCCCCGAAGUUGAGGUUAUCAAUGUCGAUACCUUCAAAAGUAUCAAUAGUUUCACAACAGAAUCAUCCCCUGUAAGCCUGAUAACAACACCAAAUUACUCAGUCAACAUAACACCGAAAUAUAUCUACGACCAAAUAAAGUUAUUAGAUUACUUACCAUCUACUGCUGAUACAUUCAACCCUACUGAAAAUCCUAGAAAGGGGAAAUUAGUGGAAGAUGUGACAGAAGCUUCGCAGUUGAAAAUGAGGCAGAACUUCAUACCGAGAAGACCAACCAGGAUGAGGAAGAAAAGACCACAUUUCGACGUAGACUCGUUCGUUCAAGACACAUCCCGUAGGGUGACUGUAACCCCCAACAGUUAUAAGACAGAAAACAAUGCAGCAUUUUACGACCAAACACCGCUGGACCAAAUGAAUGUUUUCGCAGAUGUCCUCAACAAUAUCCGGAAUGGUUCAAAUGAUCCACUUCGGGUUGAUGCUUCUACCUACGCGAAACCAAACCACUUCCAAAACACUGCCAUUAGAAUGAGGGUACCACCGAAAAAAAUUCGCAUCAAAGUACCUGAAUCCGUCAAAUAUUCAAAUGAAAUAAAGGCUUACUAUAAAACUACAACUUCACCCACAACUAUAAGUCCCACAACAAGCAAAUCAAAAAGGGGAUCUGUAAGAUACGCUAUCACCACAGAAAAAGAGCAGAACUAUGAUGAUUACUCAGAUACUGAAGAAGAUUCAGAUAACGACAGGAGGAAUAUUGUAGUGAAAACAUCCACAACUGGUUUUCCUGUAGAUGAAGCUGACAUAGAAGAAAAUGAAGACAGUGAAGUAUCUGGAAGUCAUACAACUGAAACUAUUCACAGAGCCCCAGUGAAGAAGGUAGCUGAUAUUAUUGGUCUGGUACCACCUUCCAAAUACCAUUACCGGACCAUUCAUCAACCAGUAGAAGAGUUGCUAACAGAACCGAUAGUAUCAGAGAGUGAGGUUGUUAAUAACUACCAUGUAUUGGGUAUGAAACCCCCAUCUACAAAGCAAAAAGUGUACGACUACAGCGAAUUCAAAAGACUUUUCGCGUCCAAAAAUACCAAUAACCACAAAUAUCAUAACCACCGAAGGGGUAAAAGAUCUCCUAACAGAAAAUCGUAUUUUGAAGUUGUUCGGGGAGAUAACUCAGAAUAUGAACAGUCAAAAUCACAAGAGGAAGAUGACGAUUAUGUUCCUCAUAGACCCAAGAAUUGGCAUUGGGAUGAAAAGUUGAAAAAAAUCGUUUACGACAAACCAAGAGAAGUAGAAAAUUCAGACAACGACGAUGAAGAGGAUGUGGUUGAAGAAACAGAGGUUGAAGACUCUACGCCCAGAAACAUCCAACAAACCACAACUAGAAGAUCGUUUACUAGUACGACACCAAUCAAUGGUCCUUCAUACGUCGAUUUCGUUAAACUCUUGAAGAGUAAACAAGAAUACGUGAGCAUUCCUGAUCCAACCACCACCAAAGAUGGCAUUACAAUGGAAGCAACCACUGCCACAACAACCACCGUCAAAACAGAUCCCACAAAACCUCCGGAGUUUCUUUCAUUCGUUUCAAAGUUGAGACAGAGUGAUUCUUACAAGCUCAUAGAGGAUAAAAACAAGACGAAAACGACAUCUACCACAGAGCUGCCAGAGGAGGAAGAAGAAGAAGAAGAAGAAGAAAUAGAAGAUACUGAGGCAAAUUUGAGUACCGUACAAAACGCUCCUGGAAGAGGCGCAGUAGAUAUUGGUCAUAAUUACAAAAUAUUUGAUGUUAACGAGUUUUUGCCGAAAGUUAAAACGUACUCGCCAAGAACUGAAAUCGAUUAUUCCAAAUACAAAACCAUUCAACGACCUCGAACUCAAACAACUACGCAAACCAGUGAAGUGAUGGAGGAUGGCACUAAGACUACGGAAAAACCAAAUCCUCCAUUCAAAAUAGAAGAAUUGGACGAAGAGCGUCCCAUUUCAUCUACCGAAGGACAACUUGAGAUAUUUGAGCUUAGCAGACCUACCACAGCUAGUACAACCACUACAGUAAGACCUGUAGUAACAACAACAAUUCAAAAAAUACGGAGGAGGAGACCAACAACUACCCAAAGAGCCAUCGUUUCAUCUGCAACGAACACGAAAGAAGAUGUUUCAAUGGCUACUCAUAAUAAAUCAAAAAGGUUUUACCCAAGAAAGAGAGCACCUCACAUCAGAACGAGGACAACAACACCGAAGAGCGAAGAGGAUGCAGCACCAGAAGAAUCACAGAAAAUUGUGAUAAGAAGGCAUAAUACGGUGGAGAGAAAUCCAAAAAUAGUUUCUCUAGAAUCAAUCAUCCAGUUGGAUCAAACGAAUAGAUCAGAUGCCAAAAUCAACAACAAACAUCCAGAUAAUAAUGUGGAUGAUGUUCUGAAGAAUAUAAAUCGUUUGAAAGAAGUGAGCAUUGAGGAAAUGGUAUCUGAUUAUUCGUUAGGUACCAGAAGCGAUGAAGAAGAUUUGGAUGGAAAAGAUGAAGAUUUUGAAGACGAUAAUACGAAAAUUGCUCUAGAUAAUAAUAGCACAACUGAUAAAAAACUUGUUAUUUCAAAGGAUAAAAAACAAGGAAAAUUUUAUUAUACUUCAGUUAGAUGAAGAUGUACAUAGAAUAUAUAUUUAAUAAAUUUUUUAAUUGUUUA